AUACAAAUUUCCUUACGUCUAACGUCAGCUAACGUCAUCCCUUUUGUACAACUUUUGUACCUAAUUGGAAAUAUUUGUUUUCCAUAAAUAGAUUGAAAAAAGUGAAAAUAUGGCUGGAUAUUCUGAGGAUCAGUUGGCAGAGUUUCAAGAAGCCUUUCAGCUUUUUGAUUCUCGUGGAGAUGGAAAAAUUCAUGUGGCGCAGAUUGGAGAUGCCCUGAGAGCCCUCGGUCAGAACCCCACUGAGUCGGAUGUCAAAAAGUGUACUCUCCACUUGAAACCUGAUGAGAGAAUUUCUUUUGAAGUGUUUCUGCCUAUUUACCAGGCGAUAUCGAAAGCUCGAAGCGGCGACACGGCCAAUGACUUCAUCGAGGGCCUCAGGCACUUCGACAAGGACGGCAACGGCUUCAUUUCGUCGGCGGAGCUGCGCCAUCUGCUCUCCACCCUCGGGGAAAAGCUCAGUGACGACGAGGUGGAGCAGCUGCUGCAGGGGCAGGAGGACUCGCAGGGCAACAUCAACUACGAGAACUUUGUGCAUCUCAUCAUGCAGGGUUGAUGCCAUCUCUCAUAUAAUAACAAAACUUUAAAUACUAUAUCAUUAAUUAUUAUAAGAUAUUAUAUUAACUUUAUAUUUGUAAUGUUUUUAACUGCAUUGUACUUAGAUGUUUUUACAAAACUUGUUUGUGAAAUGGGUAAUUAAUUCAUUUACAUUUUUAUCAGUGGCAUAACCGGAAUGCGUGUGACGAAACGCGCCUAUUCUUACCGUUUUGUUGAAGUCGAACAAAUAAUGUGACGUUGUAAUAAUU
This is a messenger RNA of Colias croceus (clouded yellow), 803 nucleotides long. RefSeq names its product myosin-2 essential light chain (gene Mlc-c). The transcript has 5 exons. Bases 110 to 553 code for a protein of 147 amino acids. Gene Ontology annotation, cellular component: myosin II complex. Lineage: Eukaryota; Metazoa; Arthropoda; Insecta; Lepidoptera; Pieridae. The record is from RefSeq and is a predicted model, not a curated record. Gene Ontology annotation, molecular function: myosin heavy chain binding; calcium ion binding.